Molecule: messenger RNA, 618 nt
Organism: Echinostoma caproni
Lineage: Eukaryota; Metazoa; Platyhelminthes; Trematoda; Plagiorchiida; Echinostomatidae
Source: the annotation of a GenBank genome assembly
UUGCUCAACCGCGAAGGGCGUCCAUCUAAUUAUAAAAACCUUUCAUAUUUACUUUGUACACGUUUUGAUCUAGGCAGUAAGGUCCGGUUAGCUGUAUUUUGUUAUUCGAUAACCGUGCUUCGCACUGAAACUCUGGUAAAUGUUUUUUUUCGAACUAGAUGUCUUGUUUUCGCACGCCUUCGGUUGGUUCAAGGUGUGCAAUUCGUGUAUAUCAACCUCCGCAUCGCAUCAGUCAUUACUUUUGAUCCCCAAUGGGUUGCACAACUUAUGCGUCAGGCGAAAACGCGCUACCCACGAAACCUCGCACCAAACGCGCAAGGAACUCCACUGAUGGGAGAGUACCACAAAGCCAUUCGUGAACGACAUGCGGGUGUACUGGGGUUAGCCGCAUUUGUACACGCUCAUCCGCAUACGACACCGGACUAUUUACCUCAGGUUAUCACAGAGCUGGCCGGUCAUGUGCACGAUCCUCAGCCAAUUGGAAAAACCGUGUCAGACACUUUAGCCGCCUAUUCGCGCAAUCACCAAGAUAACUGGCAUGAGCAGCGCCACAAAUUUACGGAAGAACAAUUGGAAGAAUAUUUAUCGGUGGUCUCCGCGGCAGUCUAUUAUGUGUAA